This is a messenger RNA of Colletotrichum abscissum, 747 nucleotides long. RefSeq lists its product as uncharacterized. The transcript is spliced from 3 exons. Bases 1 to 747 code for a protein of 248 amino acids. Gene Ontology annotation, cellular component: mitochondrial crista junction; MICOS complex. Gene Ontology annotation, biological process: cristae formation. The record is from RefSeq and is a predicted model, not a curated record. Lineage: Eukaryota; Fungi; Ascomycota; Sordariomycetes; Glomerellales; Glomerellaceae.
AUGGCUGCUAGAGUGUUGCUACAACGGCGCGCCGCGCCGUUAGCAGCGACGGUUAUGCUGGGAGGAUUCGCCCUGGCACCCCGAACUGCCUACGCUGAAGCUCCCGAGAGCAGCCACUCCAAGAAGCCCAUCUACGACGACCUGGAGCUCCCCGCGACGAGUGGCACUCUCCCUCCUCCGAUCCCCAAGGCCGAGCAGCCUCCCCAGGCCGAAGAACCCAAGUCGCGAGGACCUACCCCUACCGACCGUCUCGCCGUCCAGAUCGGCAAGGCGCGCCUCGCCCUGUACCAGUACGCCGUAGGUGCCGAGGAUGCCGUCAACCGGACGAUGGACAAGGCCUUCAACCUCGAGCAGUCCUUCACGGGCACGAUCGCAUCCCUCGCCCCGCCCCGCGAGAGCGGCGAGAAGCUGAUGCCCGGCGCCAUUUACGUCCUAGUCGCCGCCAUGGCCGGCAGCAUCGUCACCCGCAACCGCAGCAUCAUCCUGCGCGCCACGGCGCCCCUGGCCUUUGGUAUCACUGCCGGCUGGACCGUCCUGCCCAUCACCAUGGGCAACGUCUCCAACCUCACCUGGAAGUACGAGCAGCGUUUCCCCGUUAUUGCGCAGGGUCACCUCAAGCUUCGCGAGAGCAUCGAGAACAGCUGGAGGAUGGCGAGGCUGCACAGUGAGAUUGGUGUACGAUAUGUUGAUGAGAAGGUCACGGAUGCCCGGGAAACCGUCGAGGACUGGGUGAAGAAGGGCAAAUAA